AGUUUUGAAAGCCGUCAUUUGGCAUUGAGAUACGUCACAGACCGUCAUAUGAUCGAAAGUGGGCGAGUCUAUCUAAAGGAAAACAUUUUGUAGUUUUAGACCAAAUCCGUUUAAAAAAACAUUAAUUCUAAAAAUGAUUGGAUGUCUGUUUAAUAUUGAUGCGGGGUACCUGGAAGGUUUAUGUCGUGGAUUCAAGUGUGGUAUUUUGAAACAGGCAGAUUAUCUUAAUCUAGUUCAGUGUGAAACAUUGGAAGAUUUGAAAUUGCAUUUACAAGGCACGGACUAUGGAAACUUCUUGGCCAACGAACCCAGCCCACUUCAAGUGUCUGUCAUAGAUGAUAAGUUAAGAGAAAAGUUGGUUAUCGAGUUCCAGCACAUGAGGCAUCAUGCAGUGGAGCCUCUUUCUACAUUUUUGGAUUACAUUACGUACAGCUACAUGAUAGACAACAUCAUCCUGCUGAUCACGGGCACGCUGCACCAGCGCUCCAUCUCGGAGCUGAUCCCCAAGUGCCACCCGCUGGGCAGCUUCGAGCAGAUGGAGGCCAUCCACGUGGCGGCCACGCCCGCCGAGCUCUACAACGCCGUGCUCGUCGACACGCCCCUCGCCCCGUUCUUCGUGGACUGCAUCAGCGAGCAGGAUCUGGACGAGAUGAACAUCGAGAUCAUCCGUAACACCCUGUACAAGGCGUACCUCGAAGCAUUCUACGCCUUCUGCAAGGAGCUGGGCGGGACCACGGCGGACGCCAUGUGCGAAAUACUGGCGUUCGAGGCGGACAGGCGAGCCAUCAUCAUAACGAUCAACUCGUUCGGCACGGAGCUGACGAAGGACGACCGGGCCAAGCUGUACCCGCGGGUGGGCAAGCUGCACCCCGACGGGUUGGCGGCCCUGGCGCGGGCCGACGACUACGAGCAGGUCAAGGCCGUGGCUGAGUACUACACCGAGUACAGCGCCCUGUUCGAAGGUGCCGGCAGCAACCCCGAAGAGAAGACUUUGGAAGAUAAGUUCUUCGAACAUGAGGUGCGGCUGAACGUGAACGCGUUCCUCCAGCAGUUCCACUUCGGCGUGUUCUACUCGUACCUGAAGCUGAAGGAGCAGGAGUGCCGCAACGUGGUGUGGAUCGCCGAGUGCGUGGCGCAGAAGCACCGCACCAAGAUCGACAACUACAUCCCCAUCUUCUAGUGCAGCCGCCCCGUAGUCGACGCCCCGCUCUGGGCCUGGUCCCCGCCUCUUGAGUCCCUGAACCUGAGAACACUACUACUCAGUAGACGACUUCACCUUUGUUCAUAAAGAAAUUAGCAUUUUCAAUCAACCAAGUUAAUGGAAACUGCGGCUAUCUCUGAUAACACGGAUAGCGUUAAGAAAACUGUCUUUGGUUUUCAUUUGGCAUAGUGGUAUGUAUCAUUUUUUCAGGGUGAUGUUUUUGCAGCUUUUCUUCAGUGUAGAUUCUUUUGUGUCAUGCCAUGAUUUGCCCAAUAAGUAAAUCGCACCUGUGAGGUCAUUGAUUUUUUUUUGGCUUUUGACAACCGUUAAGUAAUUUUCUAGGUCUUCAAGCAAAUGUUUUUACAGUCAUUUUCCAGUAAUGGCACGCUUUACUAUAGUAAGUUUAUGUUAUUUGUACAUUGUCUCUACGAUGCACAGUUUUAGAGAUACAGCAUGAUAUUUAGGAACCUAACAUUAGACUUCAAAUUGUAAUAUUUUUUGGUUGUUAUGAGAAGUAGUUGCGUGAAAAUCUUCUGAUGUUGUCAGUUCUCUGUACUUUCAAGUAGCAUGGUUGUCUUCCUCUACGCACGUCAAACUUUCAUAUCAAAACAUUUAAUUAUGUGGUUUAUGUAAUUUCUUCUGAAAUGUAAAAUUUUUAUUAUCUGUGCCAUUAGUGUAAUAAAUUUUGAUUUGAUGAUUUGUAGCUUGGGAGGGAAUUUUUUUGGGUUCAAAUUUUAUCGGGAAAACUCCAUUACGCUGCUUUCGCAUUCAAUUGAAGUCUUUAGUUCUGUGCAGCUUGCUGUAAGGAAGCGUCGAGAGUAAAGUGGGGACACGGGGCCCGUUACAGAGUUACUUGUUACGUUUCCAUGUUGUAAUGCUACAUCAUAGCGUGUUUGCAACACCACUUACCCCCGACAUUCCAGUAUUAGUCUAUGUGGUGAUGUUGCAAGUAAGAUGGUGACAGGGGUAGCUUUAGUCAUUUUUGUAUAUAUGUAUUAUCUUAGCCGUGACUGUACAGAAUAAGAUUCCAACGUAAUUUCUCUAACCAGGAGCAACGUAGUGGUGUGUGAUUUGUUGUGUUGUACCAAUAAUUAAUUUAUAUAUAAAGGUGUUGUACAUCAUUAA
Molecule: messenger RNA, 2326 nt
Organism: Bacillus rossius redtenbacheri
Lineage: Eukaryota; Metazoa; Arthropoda; Insecta; Phasmatodea; Bacillidae
Gene: VhaAC39-1
Product: V-type proton ATPase subunit d
Exons: 7
Coding region: 134-1180 (348 amino acids)
Biological process (GO): vacuolar transport; vacuolar acidification; proton transmembrane transport
Cellular component (GO): lysosomal membrane; plasma membrane proton-transporting V-type ATPase complex; early endosome
Molecular function (GO): proton-transporting ATPase activity, rotational mechanism
Source: RefSeq, a predicted model, not a curated record